CCUAAUGAACACAGACAAUCCAUUCUGUGGGCCUUCCAAUACAAUUGUCCUUCUAUAAAACAUAAUUGAACUCUCUCUACUUCUACAUUUUCAUUUUCAUUCAACAAGAUAUAGUAAGUUUCAACACAUACAAAGCAAAACAUGGCCACUAACGGGAUUGAUAAGAGCAAGAACAAAGAGCUAAAGCAUCUUGGGUUUGUCAAGAUUGUUGCUGUUCGAACUUUUUUGUUCGUGUCAAAUCUCUAUGAGUACACGAAGAACAACUCGGGGCCUUUAAGAUCAGCGAUUGGAACAGUGGAGGGAACUGUAACCAACAUUCUUGGCCCUGUCUACAACAAUUUCAAGGGUGUCCCCAACGAUGUUCUGAUUUUUAUUGACAAUAAGGUGGAUGAAGUUAGUGACAAGUUCGAUGAGCAUGCUCCUCCUUUCGCUAGGCAGCUAGCGAACCAUGCUAAGGGUUUGAUUCAAAAAGUGACACAAGAAGCUAAGAAAGUUACAAGUGAGGCUCGAUCCGCAGGCCCUCGAGCAGUUGUGCAUUAUGUUGCUACAGAGUCAAAGAAUGUUGUACUGAUUAGUUUAGUGAAGUUGUGGUCUGGGCUGAACCACUAUCCGCCAUUCCAUGUGGUGGCGGAGAUGGCAGUUCCCACAGCUGCGCACUGGUCGGAGAAGUACAACCAUAUUAUUAAGGUCAUGGCUGAAAAGGGUUACUCUGUCGCUGGGUAUUUACCUUUGAUUCCCAUUGACGCAAUAGCUAAGGCUUUUAAGCAGGGAGAAUGUAACUUGAAAGGAAAUGAUGUCGCAGCCUCUGCUAAAGAGAGAUCAGAAUAAUUCAUCUAAUUCUACUUAAUUUGAUAUUCUACUUCUAUACAUAAUUUGCUUUCUGAACUGAGACCUUCAGAAACAUGCAUAUGGUUGUUGUGCUUGAAUUCAUCGAUGUUAAUUUGUAAGAUCUUGACUAUAAUCCAAGUAUGUAGAGAUAAGGAUUUGUGUAAAUGGUAUGAUAAAUGGUUAUGAACUUUGCUUA
Lotus japonicus is the source of this 1024-nucleotide messenger RNA. Its product is annotated as REF/SRPP-like protein At1g67360. The record is from RefSeq and is a predicted model, not a curated record. Bases 142 to 828 code for a protein of 228 amino acids. The transcript has 3 exons. Lineage: Eukaryota; Viridiplantae; Streptophyta; Magnoliopsida; Fabales; Fabaceae.